GUGUGUGCGAGUGUGACAGCGGCCGUGGCCGUGGGAGGCGGGCCCGGCGGAGCCCAGCGGCGCCCAGCGGCGCCGGGACCGGCCCGGCCGCCCGCUCUCCCAGCCCGCCUGAGGCGCCCCCCGCCCCGCCGUCCCCGAGACAAGCCGGCUCCGGCCGGGCGCAGUCGCGAUGUCGGUGGCUGGGCUGAAGAAGCAGUUUCACAAAGCCAGCCAGCUGUUUAGUGAGAAAAUCAGCGGCACCGAAGGGACCAAGUUGGAUGACGAAUUUCUUGACAUGGAAAGGAAAAUAGACGUAACCAAUAAGGCUGUCACGGAAAUUCUUUCCAAAGCCACCGAAUAUCUUCAGCCAAAUCCAGCAUACAGAGCUAAGCUGGGAAUGCUGAACACCGUGUCGAAGAUCCGAGGGCAGGUGAAGACCACCGGCUACCCGCAGACCGAGGGCCUGCUGGGCGACUGCAUGCUCAAGUACGGCAGGGAGCUGGGUGAUGACUCCACCUUCGGCAAUGCGCUAAUAGAAGUUGGGGAGUCCAUGAAACUCAUGGCAGAAGUGAAGGAUUCCCUGGAUAUUAAUGUCAAGCAGACUUUCAUCGACCCGCUUCAGUUACUGCAAGAUAAAGAUCUGAAAGAGAUUGGACACCACCUGAAAAAACUGGAAGGCCGCCGCCUGGAUUAUGAUUAUAAGAAGAAGCGAGUGGGGAAGAUACCCGACGAAGAAGUCAGACAGGCGGUGGAGAAAUUUGAGGAGUCCAAGGAGCUGGCUGAAAGAAGCAUGUUCAACUUUUUAGAAAAUGACGUAGAGCAGGUCAACCAGCUGGCUGUGUUUGUCGAGGCGGCAUUAGACUAUCACAAACAGUCCACGGAGAUCCUGCAGGAACUGCACACCAAGCUACAGAUCCGAAUAUCUGCUGCGUCCAGCAUCCCCCGACGAGAGUACAGGCCCAGGCCCGUGAAAAGGAGCUCAAGUGAGCUCAAUGGAGUUUCUACCACGUCGAUGGCCAAGACUUCCGGUUCUAACGCUUCCAUGGACCAGCCCUGCUGUCGUGGUCUCUAUGACUUUGAGCCAGAAAACCAAGGAGAAUUAGGAUUUAAAGAAGGGGACAUCAUUACGUUAACCAAUCAGAUUGAUGAAAACUGGUACGAAGGAAUGAUUCGUGGGGAGUCGGGAUUCUUCCCCAUUAAUUAUGUCGAAGUGAUUGUGCCUUUACCUCAGUGAGUGUGCCCCUGUGCCUGCGGACGACCUCUCAGAACUGUCACCAAUACAAUGUUCUCUCCGUG
Molecule: messenger RNA, 1275 nt
Organism: Ochotona princeps (American pika)
Lineage: Eukaryota; Metazoa; Chordata; Mammalia; Lagomorpha; Ochotonidae
Gene: SH3GL3
Product: SH3 domain containing GRB2 like 3, endophilin A3
Exons: 9
Coding region: 170-1213 (347 amino acids)
Biological process (GO): synaptic vesicle uncoating; endocytosis
Cellular component (GO): cytoplasm; presynapse; glutamatergic synapse
Molecular function (GO): protein binding
Source: RefSeq, a predicted model, not a curated record